Molecule: messenger RNA, 1606 nt
Organism: Musa acuminata AAA Group (dessert banana)
Lineage: Eukaryota; Viridiplantae; Streptophyta; Magnoliopsida; Zingiberales; Musaceae
Product: ACT domain-containing protein ACR6-like
Exons: 7
Coding region: 155-1495 (446 amino acids)
Source: RefSeq, a predicted model, not a curated record
UCCGUUCCUUAUUCCAUCAUCCUCCCGUUUCCUCCUCUGUUUUCUUCUUGGCGUGUACUUUCUACUUUGAUGUAGACGAGGGUGGAAUCUCUCUGUUUCCUUGGACUUGGUUUACUUAUUUGGCGUUGCUGCACGCGGGGGUGUUGCCGCGAGGAUGGGGAGCUGUUCAGUGGUGGAGGUGGACGAUGAUGAGUAUGCCAAGCUCAUCAGGAGGAUGAACCCCCCAAGGGUUGUGAUAGAUAAUGAUGCUUGUGAUAACGCUACUGUCAUCAAAGUGGAUAGCAUAAAAAAGCAUGGGAUUCUACUAGAGGUAAUUCAAGUCCUCACUGAUCUGGACCUUAUAAUCACAAAGGCUUACAUUUCUUCAGAUGGAAGUUGGUUUAUGGAUGUAUUUAAUGUGACUGAUAGAAAUGGGAAUAAAGUACGAGACAAAGAGAUAAUCUCCUGCAUACAAAAUUCGCUCGGAUCAGAUGCUUUCUUCUUCCCUAGAAUUGGGAAUUCAGUGGAUAUUGUGCCCUCAAAGGAGCACACCUUCAUCGAAAUGACCGGCACCGACAGGCCCGGCUUGCUAUCGGAAAUAUGUGCCGUGCUAGCGAACCGAAACUGUAGCGUGGCCAAAGCUGAGCUAUGGACGCACAACACCAGAGUUGCAGCGGUGGUACACGUUACCGAGGAGUCCACCGGCGCAGCGGUCGAGGACCCUGAGCGGCUCUCCAUCAUCAAGGAGCUCCUCUGCAAUGUUCUUCGAGGCGAUAACGAUUCGAGGAUGGGUAGGAUGACGGUCUCCAAGGAUCGCACCCACACCGAGAGGAGGUUGCAUCAGAUGAUGUUCGGCGACCGGGACUACGAGAGCACGGUUGUGGGAGCCGGCGACGAUAAGCCCAGGCCUCAGGUUGCGGUGAUGGACUGCGCCGAGAAGGAUUACUCUGUGGUCAUUCUGAGGUCAAGAGACCGGCCGAAGCUUCUGUUCGACACCGUGUGCACGCUUACGGACAUGCAGUACGUCGUGUUUCAUGGCACGGUUGGCACGAGAGACGACGACGAAGCUUAUCAGGAAUACUACAUCAGACAUGUCGAUGGGUGCCCCAUAAACUCUGAGGCGGAGCGACAGCGUGUGAUCAAGUGCCUCGAGGCAGCCAUCGAGAGACGAACUACAGAGGGGUUGGAGCUGGUGCUGAGGACAGAAGACAGACCUGGUCUGCUUUCAGACGUGACGAGGGUUUUCCGAGAGAAUGGCUUGACGAUCAGAAGAGCAGAGAUUUCGACACAGGGAGGGAAAGCAUCGGAUACGUUCUACCUCUCGGAGAUGUCGGGCAAACCGGUGGAAGCCAAGACGAUCGAUUCGAUAUGUCGGCAGCUCGGGGAGAUGGUGGUGAGGGUGAAGCAGACUCCUCCUCUUCUCGCUCCGAAGCCUCCUGAGGUUGCCAGCUUCCUCUUCGGUAAUCUCCUCAAAGCUUCCUUGCAGAGCUUCAGGUUGGUCAGAUCCCACUCCUGAUCACCGCUCGUAGAAAGAUCUGACGACAGUAUACACAACACCCAGUCUGUAAAGAACAUGUACAAAUGUAGAUUUACUGAAGCUUAAUCUGUCCAUUGCUCUUACAAUUCA